GAACAAGUCUGAAAAAUUCACGGCUAAAAUAUCGGUGUGUUACAUCACAAUACGAGGGCAGGGACCCGGAUUUUAUUCCCGUGUCUGCCCGUAAAGUGCCAGGGUACAAUGGGGAAAAGAGGAGCACAGACAAGCCUCGGAAGAGAAAGAUUUUACGGAAAAUCAAAGCUGAGAUAUGUUCGCAAAAUAUGGCCAACCCAGACAUGGAGAAAGCCGCAAGAUCACGGAAACUUCUGAUACCUUUGGAUGAAGUGAUGAAAGGAUGGGCUCUUAAACAAUACCCACAUCAAGUCAAAACAAUGGCUUCAUAUCUCGGGGUUUUUGACCAUAUGUUUGAUGGUAGAAGCUUCACUCCUUUGGUAGCGAUGAAUGUGGACUACCCAGAUGGUAGUUCGGUGCAUUGUGGUAAUUUUCUAUCACCAGCACAGACAUCUUGCGAACCAAAAGUGUCAUUUCACACUGAAGAUGACUCUCUGACCACAUUAUUGAUGGUGGAUUUAGAUGGUAAUAUCUUGUCAAGAAAUGAUGAAAUACUACACUGGAUGGUUGGUAAUAUUCCUAACGGAGAUUUAACUCAGGGGGAGUCAGUCUGUCAGUAUCUUCCACCAUGCCCCGUUAAAGGAACUGGUUAUCACAGGAUUGUGUUUUGUCUUAUGAAGCAAACAACACGCUAUGAUUACGAGGCUAUUCACACAAGACAUAACACAAGAUGCCUCGUCAGCAGAUCGUUUAAAACAUCGACGUUUUUGGACAAUUUUCAACUUGUUCCUCAGGCACUUUCUUUCUUUCAAGCAACCUGGGACAUGUCCGUAUCAAAUAAUUUCACAGAAAUCUUGGGUAUAAAAGAACCCGUGUAUGACCUGGAACCAUUCUUGACACCGAACCAAAGAAAACGUUCACAAGUUAGAGAGAUAUUCGCAAAAAAAUACACAAAUAUGUAACGAGUUUUGCUCUCUGUAAAUCAGUCUAAAUAAAU
Molecule: messenger RNA, 976 nt
Organism: Dendronephthya gigantea
Lineage: Eukaryota; Metazoa; Cnidaria; Anthozoa; Malacalcyonacea; Nephtheidae
Product: 39S ribosomal protein L38, mitochondrial-like
Exons: 8
Coding region: 189-941 (250 amino acids)
Cellular component (GO): mitochondrial large ribosomal subunit
Source: RefSeq, a predicted model, not a curated record